Messenger RNA from Megachile rotundata (alfalfa leafcutting bee), 1783 nucleotides. RefSeq lists its product as uncharacterized. The record is from RefSeq and is a predicted model, not a curated record. Lineage: Eukaryota; Metazoa; Arthropoda; Insecta; Hymenoptera; Megachilidae.
AGUAAAAUAUCGAAAAGCGUCGAGCGUGAUCUGUUUUUCUUUUCGGACAAUUGUUGGAAUAGGAAGUCAAUUACACUAUCGAAUAGACGUGUUAUUAGGACUCCUUUGAUGGAGGGUGUUCCAGAUUGAAGGCGACAUCUCCAAAUUCAAAAUCCGUACACGAAACUACGCAACCUACAUAAAUUUACUUCGUAAGAGUUCCAAGUUGUAGCGUCCUUUCGACUGUACCAAACAGGAUUCGUCAUUGUUUGCAAACGAAGAACGUAAUGUUACGUAAAUCAUGGACGAACACAAUUAUCCAAGUUCCGUCUGGACUUCUAAUUAAUUGAAAGACAGUCGCAGACCAACGAUAUGUGAAGAGUUCUUGAAAUUUGAUAUACUUUCAUCUUCUGUAAUCUUCAUCACAUUAUCUGAUUUGGGUUACUUGACCAUGUUUGACAGCGACAUUGACAGUUGGUACAAAUGGAAACGAGGAGAUGAUAUUAAUAAUACCUGCACCGGGAUCAAUGCUUAUGCUAUGAACGGUGUACGGUUGACCAAUUCUGGUCCUUUAAAUCACUCGCAGUCGAAUAACCACCUAAGGGAAACUUCCUCGAGCAACGGAUUACUUCGCUACGAUCCGAUUUCUACCAGCUCUAAAUUGGGUUCGGAAGUUCGAUUCAUCAAUCCGGCGAUAUACGCCGAAACUGUAAACAAUGAUGACGAGGAGCAAGAGGUUGAGAUUCGAGUGAAGGUCAGCUCGAAGAAAGACGGACAGAUCGGUAAUCAUGGUGACUUCUCGCAAAUGAGUGACAUGAUGACCACGCUGUCUAUCAAUAAUGAUCUGGCUACCUCCUUCGGGGAUCAUUCCGGUGAUCCAAAUUCAGCUCAAGAAACGUAUCGCUGUUAUUCCUUGAAUUCUCCUACUGCAUCCUAUAAGUCUGAAGUCAUGCGUUCCAAGUCUGUAACUUCCUGCAGACCCACCACUCGUAUUGAGAGACGCUGCAAAAUCAUUGACAUAGGGGAUAAGGAUGAUAGGAUGUGUGCUAGGCAAAUCAACUCGGGAGAGGAGAGGUACGUCGUGAACGGUCAUCGGGUGUCUACAACAUCGUUGUCCAGCAUCCGAAUCUCCGAGAGCAGAUCAAACGACGGCGAGUACCUGAAGAAGAUUACGUACAGCGAGUGGAUUCGAAGGAAACAGGAAACGAUUCGACGAAAAAAGGAGGAAGAAGAACAAGCUGAGAAGAGGAAACAAAUGGAGGCGGAGAAAUUGGCUCGGGAAAAGGAAGAGAAAGAAUCCCGGGAGCGAGAGAAUUUUUUAAAGUGGACUGAGAAGAAGAAACGGGAAGAAGAGAAGAAGAAAGCCAUGGUCGAGAAGGAACUGAAUUUACAGAAGCAGUUGAAAGAGUUCGAAGAUGAAACGGCUGUUGUCAAGAGUCUGCAUCUUCUUCAGUGGAAUCGUAAGAAGAAAGAGCAAGAGAGAGCACGUCGAAAGAAAGAGGAAAUGAAGCAGAAGCAGUUGGAGGAAGAGAAGCAGAGGAGAUUGGAGGAGAGCAGAAAGGCGUAUGAGAAUUGGCGAAAAAUGGCGAAGAACAAACCGAAACCGGCUACACAGGGACUUCUACCUCAUCAGAAAGCAAAGCCAGCAUACGUAAAUCCCACUCCGUGGCAACGAAUUGUGGAAGACACGGAAGAGAGCGAAGAAAAUGGAUCAAACUAUAGGAAAACGCAAGGUCAAUCGAAGAUUAACCCGAGAAGACAACCUUUAUCUUAUGAUUGAUUAAAAAUGCUAACGUCAAGAGAA